GAAGAAAAAGAACCAUCAGUAACACUCUUUGAGUUCCGCCGCGACUUCGUUCUCCUCCAUCUCUAUGUGAAAGUUGCUUCAAAUCCAAGAUUUUCAUCACAGAUUGACUCUGCUGCUUCCUCUCCUCUCAGACACAUUCCAAACGCUUCAGAACUAAAUAUUCUGUCUGUCUUUCGAUGGAAGCUCAGCGUCUGCUUUCUGGGUUCUGCUCACCCUCGCCGAUUCCAAACGCCAGAACCCAAUACUUCGUCAGAUUUCCCUCCCCUUCUCCUUCUCCUUCUUCUUCUUCUUCUUCCUCCACCGCUUCUUUUGCUCAAUCCCACAGGUGGGUCUCCUUCAAAGCUCGCCCUUUGUCUACCAAGCUAAUACAGUGCAGGAACACCGCGGACACAGAGAGAGCUGAGGUGGUGGUUUCUUCGGAUAAACAAGAUUUGACAAGUGGCAUUCGACGGAAAAAGCUUGCCGUUUUUGUUUCCGGCGGGGGCUCCAACUUCCGUUCGAUCCAUGAAGCGUGUCUUAACGGUUUCAUUCUCGGAGACGUUGUCGUUUUGGUCGCAAGUAAACAAGGUUGUGGAGGCGCCGACUAUGCAAGAGAAAAGGGCCUCCCAAUUAUGGUGUUCCCAAAAACUAAACUUGAGCCUGACGGAAUAUCUCCAGCUGACCUUGUUGCUAACCUUAGGGGAUUAGAGGUUGACUUUGUUCUCCUGGCUGGUUACUUGAAACUUAUACCGGUUGAGUUGAUAGAAGCUUAUCCCAGAUCCAUACUGAACAUCCAUCCCUCACUUCUUCCAGCAUUUGGAGGCAAAGGUCAUUACGGUAUGAAGGUCCACAAGGCAGUCAUUGCUUCUGGGGCAAGAUACACAGGCCCUACAAUACAUUUUGUCGAUGAGCACUAUGAUACAGGACGUAUCCUUGCCCAAAGAGUUGUCCCUGUGCUUGCUAAGGACACUGCCGAGGAGCUGGCAGCAAGGGUUCUUCGGGAGGAGCACUCCUUGUACGUGGAAGCGAUAACAGCAGUAUGUGAAGAACGGAUAGUAUGGAGGGAGGAUGGUGUUCCUAUUAUCCGGAGCAAAGAAAAUCCCAACGAAUACAGCUAGCAGAACCGAAAGUUUUCAUUUUUGAAGAGACUUUGUCCCGGUUAUAUACACUACCUGUUACUUGGAUGCGCACAUUGCAUAUACUUAAAAAAAGAUGGGAAGGUAGCAGAAAAAAGAGCUCAGCUCAACCUGUAGCGUGAGUCGUAUAUAUCCUUUUUCUUCACUGCAUUAUCUGUACAAUGGCUAAAUAGCCUAUGGCAAAAGUGAGGCUGUUUGCUUUGAGAGUUGUAACUGCGUUGGGCCAAAUAGUACCCAAAUACAGCAGUAGGGUACUCUUGUUCUUUUUUCAAUGUCUACACAUCUCGUACCCUAGUUUUUCUCGAC
Messenger RNA from Pyrus x bretschneideri (Chinese white pear), 1421 nucleotides. RefSeq names its product phosphoribosylglycinamide formyltransferase, chloroplastic-like. Gene Ontology annotation, biological process: 'de novo' IMP biosynthetic process. The transcript has 5 exons. NCBI's taxonomy places the organism in Eukaryota, Viridiplantae, Streptophyta, Magnoliopsida, Rosales, Rosaceae. The record is from RefSeq and is a predicted model, not a curated record. The coding region runs from base 177 to 1097 and encodes 306 amino acids. Gene Ontology annotation, cellular component: chloroplast; cytoplasm. Gene Ontology annotation, molecular function: phosphoribosylglycinamide formyltransferase activity.